GUCUCUAGUCGUAGCCUUGGUCAGAGCUAUUUUCUUUCAUGGUCACGAUCUCCAUUUGCUCACAGGACUAAAGGAAAAUAAUGUUUCUCCGUUACGCGUUUGUAGUUUUUUCUGUGCUGAACUUCCUGCACAACUUCCAUGUGUGCUGCGAUGCAAACUGUGCAGAAAAACCUGUUUUCACUCCGUCCAGACUGGUAGUGAAGUAUGGUGACCCAGCCUCUGCCACCUGCCUUGUUUGUCAGCAUAAUUGCACAAAUGAUUCAUUUGGUCUGGAGCAUGCUGUGGGGGUCAAGGAAGAAAAUGGAACCACGAUUUCAUGGAAAGUUGACAACCUGACUGAAUGGAAUACAUCUCCACAGUGCUACUAUACUGAUGAUGAUGAUAACCAGUGUGUUACCAGCCUGCCUAUAACCGUCUAUCAGCCUCCAAAAAAUGUCUAUCUCAGCUUCCUAAAUCACUCUGGGCCGAUGUUUGCAGGCCAUCAGUACACUCUGCAGUGUACAGUCCAGGAAGUUGCUCCUAUUAGUAACCUCAAUGUGACCUUCUACAGAGGACAGACAGAACUACAGAGACGACAGUCCAACAGCACAACAAAGGAGCCAGUGACUGAGACCUUCACUCUUGACAUCAACCCUAGUAAAGAUGAUGGAGGCCUGUACUGGUGUGAAGCCGAGCUAGAGCUGGGAGCUGAAGGACCACAGCCUCCUCCUGUGGUGAUGUCACGAAACAUCAUCGCCACUGUUCACUACAAGCCUCAGGUGAAGGAGAGUCCCGAUCCAGAACGGCUCAACGUGACAAUAGGAGACCCUCUGCAUCUGAACUGCUCUAGUGAAGGAAACCCCAGCCCCUCCUACACCUGGACGCUCCCGUCAACCAGUCGCCCCCCCUUCAGUGACAGCACUCUCAGUAUCGAGGCUGUAACUUCUACAGAUGGAGGACAGUACAUCUGUUUGGUCAGCAACUCUGUGGGGAAUGUGACUAAAGAGUUUACUGUGGAUGUCAACGAGAGCAGCAUCUACAUUAUUAUUAUUGUGGUGGUAGCAGUCAUCGUUCUGGCUGUCCUUGUCUUCGGCGUUGUGUGGCAUCUGUACAAAACCAACCGAGUGGGACAGUACAACCUGAAGGAUGUCUUCCAUCUUGGCCAACGCCAUCAACACGUUGCUGUGCCUGUUGGAGAGUAAAUUUGUUGGUGAGGCCUCACAUGUGUAUGGACUUCCUGAACCUGUUGCUAUGUCAUGCUACGGUUAUGCUAAUGAACUGCAGUUAGCUGUAAACCACAGAUGUACAUGGCCUAACACCAACUGCUGUAGAAAGCCCCUGGAGUCCCUCUAUAUGAGGAGUAACACACAUGCUGUGAAUACGCUUAAAAUUAGGUUUAAAUCGUCAUAUCGAAGUGUUGCUUUGUUUAUGGAGUUAUAUUUUUUUUAACGUAUAUUAUUCACCAUGUAUAGUGUUAAAGGUCCAACUCUUCCGUUAACAUUGAUAAAAAAUGUAAUAUAUUGUCACUAUAUUUGUCACAUUUAAUUUUAUGAAGUUAGAGGUAAGAUUGUUACUAUUGUUUUUCUAUAUGUGCUGUCCGACGUCCCCACCCUGUCUGUGACUCUCAGCCCCAAGUCCAUUCAUUUCUACUGAAGACAAAAAACUUUUAAAAACUGGUCACAUAUAUAUAAAUAUAUAUAAAUAUGCUAAAUAAAGGUGCUCAGUAAUUUUCUACAGCAGCAGGUCACUGUAGUUUUAAGCAAACGUUACUCAAACAAGGGUAAAAUGUGAAUUUAUUGGGGACGAUUUUCAUGCACGGAUUAAUACACAUUUGAUGCACUAGUGUAUGUCCGGCAGCAGGACAGUGUACGUGGGAUUGACUCAAAAUAAACAACAGUGCUUGAACAUUUAUCACACUUGAUUCUCACUGAUUGGUUUUUAAGUAGUUUUUGGAAAACAAUGGAGGUCUGUGGAGGAAGAAGCUUUUUGGCUUACCGCUUGCCUUAUCCUUUAGCAACCACGAGUCUGGUACAUACAGAAAGGAAGCUUUACAAAAAAACUAAGAAAAAACACACAGGGACAUAUUUUAUAUGACAUAAUAUUGAAUGUUUCAAAUGAGCUGUACGACUAGUCUGUAAUUUUAUGAUAUUAUUUUUGUAAGAUAAAUCAUAGGAGAACUUGUGUGUAGCUUAUAAUUAAAUAGGAAAAUUUGAGAAACUGGAUCCAAUUUUCUGUUUUGCCAUUUUCUUAGAGAAAUACAAAAUGAAUACACAUAAUACACAACAUUAAUAUGUGCUGCUUAUUCAGCCACAUGGGGCCUAAGUGUUUCUGUAGUUGAGUUUAUCGUGCUAUUUUACAGUUUCUCUCUAUUUAAUUUUGCUUGUGUCGCUGCAAAUAACUUCUUUUUUUUUUAGAAAGUUUGGUUAUGAAUAUAUAAGUAUCAUAUGAAAAUUCUCACAUUUCAGUCAAUGGCUGCGUGUUAAACCACUGAAAGCACAGGGCUGAACUCUCACCAACCUACAGCUACUAAUGGAGCAACAGUCACCUCAUGUGCAUGUAUUCUGUGUAUUUGUGUGUGUGUGUGUGUGUAUUUUGGUUCUACUGUGGCUGACAGAGGUAUGCAUACAAGCAGAGACUUCAUUGUAAUAAUAAGCAUACAGAAAGCACAAUAAGCUUUGUACAGCAUUGUCAUCUUUGUUAUUUUUAAAGUGAAUGAGAAGAGAUAAACUAACAAAUGAAAGGUGGCACUUUGUACAUAACACUCACAUAUAUCCUCAUUGUCUUUUUUAUAUUUGUAUGUUCAAGUUGUUGGCAUGAUAAAUAGUAGACCAGUAAAUGUUAAAACAGCAACAUGUGUAAAAAAUACUGCAUUAUCUUCUUUAUCUCUUUCUAAACAUGUUAACCACUUCUUGUUUGUAUGUAUGAAAGAUCGUCAGACAUGCUCACUGCGUUUUACUGUGUGACAAAGUGGAACGUACACCGAACUGCAAAAGCAAGAUGGCCAAGAAAUUAUAGAUUUCCUGUUUAUACAAUUCAAACUCUUGAGGCAUUUGGAUAUCUGAGGCUUUUAAAGGAAAGUCCAGUGCAGAGAUUUUGUUCAGAUUGGAAUGUGUAAAUAUAUCCCAAAAAUGUUUCACUCCUACCUUUUUCCUCCCCUCCUUACUGUUUCUCCUGUUGGUACUUGGAGGAGAUGAGGGGUGGAAAGACGUGGACAGGAGAAACUUUAUUUUUUAACUCCAAACAGUCAUCAAUAAUAGAUAAACAACUGAUGAAGUAGCCCAGCCAUACCUAAUGAAACCUGCAUUGUUAUACAACUUCUGUUCAUUUAAAACACAGUCGGUCUACUGUCUGUCUUAGCAUGUCAUGCCUUGUGCAUAACAACCCUGAAACUGAGAGGGAAUGAUUAAAGCUUUU
Messenger RNA from Scomber scombrus (Atlantic mackerel), 3393 nucleotides. RefSeq names its product vascular cell adhesion protein 1-like. Gene Ontology annotation, cellular component: membrane. Bases 81 to 1181 code for a protein of 366 amino acids. The transcript is spliced from 5 exons. Gene Ontology annotation, molecular function: integrin binding. The record is from RefSeq and is a predicted model, not a curated record. Gene Ontology annotation, biological process: cell-cell adhesion. NCBI's taxonomy places the organism in Eukaryota, Metazoa, Chordata, Actinopteri, Scombriformes, Scombridae.